GCUGUUUCCUGUCUACAGUGUCUGUGUAAUGUAGAUAAAUGUGAGGAUUUUCUCUAAAUCCCUCUUCUGUUUGCUAAAUCUCACUGUCACUGCUAAAAUCAGAGCAGAUAGAGCCUGCGCAAUGGAAUAAAGUCCUCAAUAUUGAAAUGUGACAUUGCUCUCAACAUCUCACAUCUCUCUGGAUUUCUUUUUUCUCAUCAUUACUGCUAACAAAUUCAUUUCCAGACUUUGCACUUUUAAGAAGCAAUGGAAAAAAUCAACAAUCUUUCAACACAAUUAGUUAAGUGCUGCUUGUGUGAUUUCUUGAAGGUGAAGAUGCACACUGUGUCCUACAUCCAUUUCUUCUACCUUGGCCUGUGUUUGCUUACCUUAACCAGUUCUGCUGCUGCUGGCCCAGAAACACUCUGUGGUGCUGAGCUAGUUGAUGCUCUUCAGUUUGUGUGUGGAGACAGAGGGUUUUACUUCAGUAAGCCUACAGGGUAUGGAUCCAGCAGUAGACGCUUACACCACAAGGGAAUAGUGGACGAAUGCUGCUUCCAGAGUUGUGACCUGAGGAGACUGGAGAUGUACUGUGCUCCAAUAAAGCCACCUAAAUCUGCACGCUCUGUACGUGCUCAGCGCCACACUGAUAUGCCAAAAGCACAAAAGGAAGUGCAUUUGAAGAAUACAAGUAGAGGGAACACAGGAAACAGAAACUACAGAAUGUAAGAACAUGCCGUCCACAAGAAAGAAGAAUGGAUGUGCCAUCUGCAGGAUACUUUGUUGUAAAUAAAUUAUUUGUUAAGCAUUGGAAGACUUAAAAAAACCCUAUGGUUUAAUAAGCUUGAUGCAAUCUCAACCAAUGGGCAUUCUCCCAGUGAACAAUGCAACUAAACAUUCCAAUACUAAGUCUUUAGAGAACAGAACAUUUUAACAAGCCCAGAGCUAAAAAAUUCUGUGGUUGAUAUAUUACUGUUUGUUAAUCUGUUUUAAAUGUCCUGCACAAAAUCUCUUAAAGUCCUGUGCCCCUCAAAAGCCUACAAAUUUAUGGGCCUUUGAUGGAUCCAAUUGCACUAAAUUAACCUAUGAA
Messenger RNA from Melopsittacus undulatus (budgerigar), 1069 nucleotides. It is a transcript of the gene IGF1, whose product is annotated as insulin like growth factor 1. NCBI's taxonomy places the organism in Eukaryota, Metazoa, Chordata, Aves, Psittaciformes, Psittaculidae. Gene Ontology annotation, biological process: positive regulation of cell population proliferation; positive regulation of phosphatidylinositol 3-kinase/protein kinase B signal transduction; regulation of protein phosphorylation. The transcript has 4 exons. The record is from RefSeq and is a predicted model, not a curated record. Gene Ontology annotation, cellular component: extracellular region. Gene Ontology annotation, molecular function: insulin-like growth factor receptor binding; growth factor activity; hormone activity. The coding region runs from base 247 to 708 and encodes 153 amino acids.